AUGAAAUUGUUACUUGGAAGCAUCAAAAGAUUAUCGUCGUCAUCGAAAACAACUCUACCUCAACCUUCUGCUGGUAAGUCUUCUUCGCUAUUGAAAACAGUUCUGCUACUGUCUGGCUCUGUUGCAAUCGGUGCGCUAUCAUGGAACUACUACAAGGAGAGUUUAUAUCAAAGGGAGUUAUCAAGGGAUUACUUCUCGAAGUACAAAAUCAGCAAGAAGUAUUCCAUUGAUCAGGAUCACUAUUUGAUCGAAUUGACACCUUUGAAAGCACAGAAGGUUAAUCUUUGGAAAGAAAUGAACUCUUCAAAACUCUGGUCAGUCGAAGUUAAACAGCCAGAGAUUAUGGUUGUUAGAAGCUACACACCUCUGCCUCUGACAAUCGAAGAAAACGGAGCCGUUGAAGUACUUCGAGAUGAGGAAAACGCCAGCGGCGCAUUAACUUUCUACAUUAAACAGUAUAAACAGGGAGAAGUGGCUCGUUGGAUUAACCAUCUACCUUUGGGACAUGUACUUGAGCUGCGUGGACCGUUUGUAGAAUAUGAAUUCCCUGAUACUGCCGAUGAGAUCACGAGAGAUAGAUCGUUCUUAUGGGGGAAUGAAGAUUGUGUCAAAGACAAUUACAAGUACCAACCAUUCGAUAUAUUGUUCUUUACUGGAGGCACAGGUAUCGUUCCUUUAUUACAAAUGACUUUAACUGAGUCACCAUUCAGAGGUAAGAUUGGUGCUUAUCAUAGUUGUAAAUCACUUACCGAAUUAGGGCCGUUGAAUAGUAUUCUAACAAAACUUCAAGAUAACGACAGAAUCGAAUUACAUACACAUGAGAGUAACCGGAUUUCGAUUCCUUUGCAAUCUGAUCCUGCCAUGGAAGGAAUACCUUCUCCUUAUCCAUACGGUGGUAAUGAGCCGUUUACCUCGUUAGACUCAAAAGUGAGGCCAGUUCUCUCUCUUGUAUGCGGUCCAGGUGGAUUUAUUUCCACGGUUUCAGGGCCAAAGUACGAUUUGGUACAAGGCCCAAUCAAAGGAAUACUAGCUGCUCGUGGUUGGGAUAAUUCAAACGUAUAUAAGUUGUCGUGA
This is a messenger RNA of Kluyveromyces lactis, 1074 nucleotides long. It is a transcript of the gene CYC2, whose product is annotated as oxidoreductase. The record is from RefSeq and is a predicted model, not a curated record. Bases 1 to 1074 code for a protein of 357 amino acids. The transcript has a single exon. Gene Ontology annotation, molecular function: oxidoreductase activity. NCBI's taxonomy places the organism in Eukaryota, Fungi, Ascomycota, Saccharomycetes, Saccharomycetales, Saccharomycetaceae.